UGGAAAAUAAUACAUUUUUAUGAACCGUGAAAUUAUUAAUAAUUUUUAAAACAUUUUUGUGCAUUAAUUAAAAAAGAAAACAUUUCCCGACAUGGCUGAUGCCGCAGCUCGUCAACUUCAGUAUGAAUAUAAAGCGAAUUCCAAUCUUGUUUUGCAAGCGGAUGUGCGGCUUAUUGAACGCCCACGACGUGAUGAGGCCACUGGUGAGGUCGUGUCUCUUGUUGGUAAGCUAGAAGGCACCCGCAUGGGCGAUCGCUAUCAGCGUACAAAGCCAGAAAAAAUGGAAGAACGAAAAGCCAAACGCCAGAAGCGUGAUGAGGCUCAAUAUGAUUUUGAGCGUAUGAAGGGGGCCACUCUAUUAUCGGAAGGUAUAGACGAAAUGGUUGGUAUUGUGUACCGGCCUAAAACUCAAGAAACCCGUCAGACAUAUGAGGUACUUCUAAGUUUCAUACAGGAGGCAUUAGGCGAUCAACCGCGUGAUAUACUCUGUGGUGCAGCCGAUGAAAUUCUUGCGGUGUUAAAGAAUGAUAAACUAAAGGACCGCGAGCGAAAGCGUGAAAUCGACAGUUUGUUGGGUUCGGUGACCGAUGAAAGGUUUGCUUUGCUGGUGAAUCUAGGUAAAAAGAUCACUGAUUUUGGUUCUGAUGCCGUUAAUGCCUUAAGCAUUGCUGGCAAUGAAGAACAUAUAGACGAGACUUACGGUAUUAAUGUGCAGUUCGAAGAAUCAGAGGAAGAAAGUGACAAUGACAUGCAUGGCGAGAUACGCGAUGAAGAUGGUCAGGAAGAAGGAGAGGAAGCGCGGAUCGAUCACACGCUGCAUGCAGAAAAUUUACUUACCGAGGAGUCAGCCAAUGUCAAGAAAGAGCGAGGUCUGCAUCCACUGGAUAUUGAUGCAUAUUGGUUGCAACGUUGUCUUAGCAAAUAUUACAAGGACGCUAUGGUAUCACAGAGCAAAGCUGCGGAUGUUCUCAAAAUACUUAAGGAUGCGUCCGACGAGCGGGACUGUGAAAAUCAACUUGUACUCUUACUUGGCUACGACUGCUUCGAUUUCAUCAAACAGCUAAAAAAUAAUCGUCAAAUGAUUUUGUAUUGUACAAUGUUGGCUUCGGCGCAAACUGAUAGCGAACGUCAGCGAAUCAGAGAGAAGAUGCGUAAUGACAGCCAUUUAGCAAAAAUUCUGCGUCAACUGGACACUGGCAAGUCAGAGGAAGACGAUUAUGGCAACUCUUCACGUGCCAAUAAACGUUCCAAAGAGGAGAACGAUGAUGGCGGCCAAGGCAUGGCUGGUCAAGUUGCUGGGGUACGUCAAGUGCUCGAAUUAGAAGAGAUCGCUUUUACACAAGGCUCUCAUUUCAUGGCUAAUAAACGAUGCCAAUUGCCCGACGGCUCAUUCCGAAAACAGCGUAAGGGCUACGAAGAGGUGCAUGUACCCGCUUUGAAACAAGUACCAUUUGAGGAUAAAGAAGAACUGCAGCCUAUUGAUAAACUACCUAAAUACGUGCAACCAGUCUUUGACGGUUUCAAAACACUUAAUCGCAUUCAAAGCCGUCUGUGGAAAGCCGCACUGGACAGCGAUGAAAAUAUGUUGCUGUGUGCACCAACAGGUGCCGGUAAAACAAAUGUAGCUUUGCUUACAAUGAUGCGCGAAAUCGGCAAGCAUAUCAAUGAGGAUGGCACCAUCAAUGUUGAUGAGUUCAAAAUCAUCUACGUUGCGCCUAUGAAAUCCUUGGUACAAGAAAUGGUGGGUAACUUUGGUCGCCGAUUGGCCUGCUAUAAUUUGACUGUCUCGGAGUUGACCGGUGAUCAUCAACUCACGCGCGAACAAAUAGCCGCUACACAAGUCAUUGUUUGCACACCAGAAAAAUGGGACAUCAUCACACGUAAGGGUGGCGAAAAGACGUUUACCUCCCUUGUACGCCUGGUAAUUAUCGAUGAAAUCCACUUGUUGCAUGACGAGCGCGGUCCUGUACUUGAGGCACUUAUAGCUCGUACCAUCCGUAAUAUCGAGACGACACAGGAAGAUGUACGCUUGGUGGGCUUAUCUGCUACUUUGCCAAAUUACCAGGAUGUUGCUACCUUCUUGCGUGUUAAACCGGACAAGGGUCUAUUUUACUUCGACAAUAGUUUUCGUCCUGUCGCGCUGGAACAGCAAUAUAUUGGUGUUACUGAGAAGAAAGCAUUGAAACGCUUCCAAGUAAUGAAUGAAAUUGUCUACGAGAAGACUAUGGAGCAUGCUGGUCGCAAUCAGGUUCUCGUUUUCGUUCACUCUCGGAAAGAAACUGGUAAGACUGCUCGUGCGGUGCGUGAUAUGUGCCUUGAGAAGGACACGCUUGGUAGUUUUCUUCGCGAAGGAUCGGCUAGCAUGGAAGUGCUGCGUACCGAGGCGGAGCAAGUAAAGAAUACAGAAUUGAAAGAGCUUUUGCCGUAUGGAUUUGCCAUUCAUCAUGCUGGAAUGACACGCGUUGAUCGAACUUUGGUAGAGGAUCUUUUCGCCGAUCGUCACAUACAGGUUCUAGUGUCCACAGCUACUCUAGCUUGGGGUGUUAACUUGCCAGCGCACACCGUUAUAAUAAAGGGCACCCAAGUUUACAACCCUGAAAAAGGCCGUUGGGUCGAAUUGAGCGCAUUGGAUGUGCUCCAAAUGUUGGGUCGUGCCGGUCGUCCACAAUACGAUACCAAAGGUGAGGGCAUCCUCAUCACAAACCAUAGCGAAUUGCAGUUCUAUCUCUCGUUGCUGAACCAACAGCUCCCUAUCGAAUCACAGUUUAUAUCCAAAAUGCCCGACAUGUUGAAUGCCGAAAUCGUACUGGGCACUGUACAGAACUUAAAGGACGCGGUACAUUGGCUCGGUUAUACUUAUCUCUAUAUACGUAUGCUGCGCAAUCCCACACUAUAUGGUAUUUCUCAUGACGCCAUACGGGAUGAUUCACUGCUGGAGCAACAUCGCGCCGAUCUUAUACACACUGCAGCCCUUCAUUUGGAUCGUAGCGGGCUGAUUAAGUACGAUCGCAAGAGUGGGCAGUUCCAGGUAACCGAGUUGGGUCGUAUAGCUUCGCAUUACUAUUGCACGCAUGAGACGAUGAUGACCUAUAAUCAGCUGUUGAAGCAGACUCUUAGCGAGAUCGAGCUCUUCCGCGUUUUCUCACUCUCUUCUGAAUUCAAACACAUAGCCGUUCGCGAAGAGGAAAAGUUGGAACUGCAGAAGCUCAUGGAACGUGUUCCCAUACCCAUCAAAGAAUCGAUGGAGGAACACAGCGCCAAGGUGAAUGUUUUGCUCCAAGCAUAUAUUUCACAAUUAAAGCUCGAAGGUUUCGCUCUUAUGUCCGACAUGGUGUUCAUUACGCAAUCAGCGUCCCGUUUAAUGCGCGCUAUCUUCGAAAUCGUACUCUACCGUGGCUGGGCCCAGUUGGCCGACAAAACGCUGACGCUUUGCAAAAUGAUCGAUCGGCGUAUGUGGCAAUCUAUGACACCCCUACGCCAAUUCAAGAAAAUGCCGGAUGAGAUUGCUAAGAAAUUAGAGAAGAAGAACUUUCCUUGGGAACGCCUGUAUGAUUUAGAGCCCAAUGAGAUCGGUGAGUUGAUACGCGUACCGAAGUUGGGUAAGACUAUACACAAAUUCGUGCACCAAUUCCCGAAACUGGAGCUUUCAACUCAUAUACAACCGAUUACGCGUGCCACUUUGCGUGUUGAGCUCACAAUCACGCCGGACUUUCAAUGGGACGAGAAGGUGCAUGGCCUCUCUGAAGGCUUCUGGAUACUCAUCGAAGAUGUUGACUCGGAGGUGAUCUUACACCACGAAUUCUUUUUGUUGAAGGAGAAAUACUCGCAGGAUGAACAUCAAAUAAAGUUUUUCGUGCCCGUCUUCGAACCGCUUCCGCCACAAUAUUUCUUACGCAUCGUCUCUGAUCGCUGGAUCGGUUCGGAGACACAGUUACCAGUCUCCUUCAGGCAUUUGAUAUUGCCAGAGAAAAAUAUGCCACCCACAGAGCUGCUUGAUUUACAGCCCUUACCCAUCUCCGCGCUGCGUAAACCCAAAUUUGAGGAAUUUUAUGUCGAACGUUUCCCACAGUUCAAUCCCAUACAGACCCAGGUCUUUAAUGCGGUCUACAAUAGUGAUGACAAUGUGUUUGUGGGGGCCCCCACAGGAUCCGGCAAAAUGACCAUCGCGGAGUUCGCUAUUAUGCGUCUCUUCUCACAGCAAGCAGAGGGCCGCUGUGUCUAUUUAGUCUCCAAAGAAGCGCUCGCCGAUCUUGUAUUCGCCGAUUGGCACGCAAAGUUCGGUGGUCUUUCACUCAAAGUCGUGAAAUUGACAGGCGAAACCGGCACUGAUCUGAAACUUCUAGCCAAGGGUCAGAUUAUUGUUACUACCGCUGACAAAUGGGAUGUACUCUCGCGUCGUUGGAAACAACGUAAAAACGUGCAGGCUAUUAAUCUUUUCAUUGUCGAUGAGCUCCAAUUGGUAGGUGGAGAAGACGGUCCUGUGUUGGAGGUGGUUUGCUCGCGUAUGCGCUACAUCUCGUCUCAAAUUGAAAAACAGAUUCGCAUAGUGGCUCUAUCGUCUUCUUUGGCCGAUGCGCGUGAUGUCGCACAAUGGCUCGGCUGCAAUGCCAACGCUACAUUUAAUUUCCACCCGAGCGUACGUCCGAUUCCUCUCGAGUUGCACAUUCAAGGUUACAGCAUUACACACAAUGCCACACGUAUUGCCUCCAUGUCGAAGCCUGUUUAUAACGCAAUCAUUAAGUACAGUCCACACAAGCCCGUAAUCGUGUUUGUAUCUUCUCGCAAGCAGGCGCGUCUCACCGCUAUCGACAUAUUAACGUACAGCGCAUCAGAUAUGCAGCCCAAUCGCUUUUUCCAUGCCGAGGAGGAGGACAUCAAACCCUUCCUUGACCGCAUGUCGGACAAGACUUUAAAAGAAACCCUAUCGCAAGGCGUGGCCUACAUCCAUGAGGGCCUCACCGCCUCCGAUCAUCGCCUCGUCGAGCAGUUAUUCGAUUCCGGAGCGGUACAGGUGGCCGUAGUGGCGCGAGAUCUCUGCUGGGGUAUGAGCAUUUCAGCACAUUUGGUUAUCAUUAUGGACACACAAUUCUACAAUGGUAAAAAUCACUCGUACGAAGAUUACCCCAUAACUGAUGUCCUGCAAAUGAUCGGACGUGCUAAUCGUCCAAUUGAGGACGCGGAUGCUAAAUGUGUACUAAUGUGUCAGUCGUCUAAAAAGGACUUCUUUAAGAAGUUCAUAAAUGAGCCUUUGCCCAUAGAAAGUCACUUGGAUCAUCGCCUACACGAUCACUUCAAUGUGGAAGUGGUCACAAAGACCAUAGAGAACAAACAGGAUGCGGUUGAUUAUUUAACUUGGACAUUCUUAUACAGGCGGCUGACGCAGAAUCCGAACUACUACAACUUGCAGGGCGUCACACAUCGCCACCUCUCCGACCACUUGUCCGAGCUAGUCGAAAACACGCUAUCCGAUUUGGAGCAAUCGAAGUGCAUCAGCAUUGAAGAUGACAUGGAUACGCUUCCCUUAAACUUGGGCAUGAUUGCUGCUUAUUAUUAUAUUAAUUACACAACAAUUGAACUCUUCAGUUUGUCGUUGAACAGCAAAACUAAAGUUCGAGGCUUGCUCGAGAUCAUAUCGUCGGCAGCAGAAUAUGAAGACAUUGUGGUGCGCCAUCACGAAGAAAACAUUUUACGCACACUUUCGCAACGUUUACCGAACAAAUUGACCGGUCCCAAUGACACGGCGCCAAAAUUCAAUGAUCCACACAUCAAGACAAAUUUACUACUGCAAGCGCAUCUAUCGCGUCUUCAGUUGGGGCCGGAAUUACAGGGUGACACAGAAUUGAUUUUAGGUAAAGCUAUACGUCUCAUUCAAGCCUGUGUCGAUGUGCUGAGUUCGAAUGGCUGGCUCUCGCCAGCUGUAGCUGCUAUGGAGUUGGCGCAGAUGGUGACACAGGCUAUGUGGAGCAAGGACUCGUACCUAAAACAGUUGCCACACUUCACAGCCGAAAUAAUCAAGCGUUGCACAGAGAAGAAAAUCGAAACAGUUUUCGAUAUCAUGGAGCUGGAGGAUGAUGAUCGCACACGUCUCUUGCAAUUAACCGACGCACAAAUGGCCGACGUGGCACGUUUCUGUAACCGUUACCCAAAUAUCGAAAUGAACUUUGAAGUGUUGGACAAGGAUCGGAUCAAUUCCGGGUCGACAGUGAAUGUCGUUGUGCAGUUGGAGCGUGAAGAUGAAGUCACCGGGCCAGUUAUAGCGCCGUUCUUCCCACAGAAACGCGAAGAAGGUUGGUGGGUCGUUAUUGGUGAUCCAAAAACUAAUUCUCUACUUUCAAUCAAACGUCUGACGCUACAGCAGAAAGCUAAAAUAAAAUUGGACUUUGUAGCGCCCAGCCCUGGCCGACAUGAAUACACGCUGUACUAUAUGAGCGACUCGUAUUUGGGCUGCGAUCAGGAGUACAAAUUCUCCAUUGAAGUGGGUGACUUCCAGUCGGAGAGCGAAAGUGAAUCGGAUUAAAUUAAUCAUUCACAAUAGGAAACGAAAAUUAUCUAAUACAUGAAUUUUUUAAACUUACCUUAGCGUCCGUGUAUUUCAGCAUAAAUUUGCAUUUUGAUGUGUAAGCGUGUUGGCAAUAAACGAAAGAAAAACAAACAA
This is a messenger RNA of Ceratitis capitata (Mediterranean fruit fly), 6655 nucleotides long. RefSeq names its product putative U5 small nuclear ribonucleoprotein 200 kDa helicase (gene l(3)72Ab). Lineage: Eukaryota; Metazoa; Arthropoda; Insecta; Diptera; Tephritidae. The coding region runs from base 92 to 6517 and encodes 2141 amino acids. Gene Ontology annotation, molecular function: ATP binding; nucleic acid binding. The record is from RefSeq and is a predicted model, not a curated record. The transcript is spliced from 9 exons. Gene Ontology annotation, cellular component: nucleus.